GCUUCUUCCAGUCCUUACCAGAGCGCGCACACGCGCCUCUCUCCCCAAACUGCUCGCACCUGGCAGAGGGCGGAGGAGCCCCAUUACGCGCACCCGCGCCUCCUCUCUCUCCUCUCCAUGCCAGCGCCGUCGCAAACAUGGUGCAGAAAUCCCGCAACGGCGGGGUUUACCCAGGCCCGCAGACCGAGAAGAAGCUCAAGGUGGGCUUUGUGGGGCUCGAGGCGGCCGCGGCGGAUUCAAGUCGUGAUGGUGCGCUGCUCAUCGCGGCUAGUGAUGCGACCAAGCGCGGCAGCAUCCUGAGCAAACAACGCUCCGGCAAGAAGCCGCCCAAACGCAACGCCUUCUACAGGCGCCUGCAGAAUUUCCUCUACAAUGUUCUGGAGAGACCACGAGGCUGGGCAUUCAUCUAUCACGCUUAUGUGUUCUUGCUGGUGUUCUCCUGUUUGGUACUGUCUGUGUUCUCAACCAUCAGGGAGUAUGAAAAGAGCUCUGAGGAUGCCUUGUACAUACUGGAAAUUGUAACGAUCGUGGUGUUUGGCGUUGAAUACAUUGUAAGAAUCUGGUCAGCAGGAUGUUGUUGCCGAUACAGAGGAUGGAGAGGCAGGCUAAAAUUUGCGCGGAAACCUUUUUGCGUCAUAGACAUCAUGGUGCUAAUAGCCUCCAUCUCAGUGCUGGCAGCCGGUACACAGGGCAAUGUAUUUGCCACCUCAGCCAUCAGAAGUCUCCGCUUCCUCCAGAUCCUCCGCAUGAUUCGUAUGGAUCGUCGUGGAGGAACCUGGAAACUGCUGGGGUCUGUUGUCUAUGCUCACAGCAAGGAGCUGAUCACAGCUUGGUACAUUGGCUUCCUGUGUCUGAUCCUGGCCUCCUUCCUUGUGUAUCUGGCUGAGAAGGAGGACAAUGAGAUGUUUGCAACUUAUGCUGAUGCACUGUGGUGGGGUCUGAUCACGCUGACCACAAUAGGGUAUGGAGAUAAGUAUCCAAUAACGUGGAAUGGACGUCUUCUUGCAGCUACGUUCACCCUGAUUGGCGUGUCCUUCUUUGCCUUGCCUGCUGGAAUCUUGGGCUCUGGCUUUGCCUUGAAAGUCCAGGAGCAGCAUCGACAGAAACAUUUUGAGAAACGACGGAAUCCAGCUGCAGGACUCAUUCAGGCAGCCUGGAGAGUGUAUGCUACCAAUCUUUCACGCACAGACCUGGAGUCCACCUGGGACUAUUAUGAGAGAACUGUGUCUGUCCCUAUGUACAGACUCAUCCCCCCUCUUAACCAGCUCGAUCUGCUGAGAAAUCUGAAGAGCAAAUCUGGCCUUUCUUUUAGGAAGGAGGCACAACCAGAGCCAUCACCAAGUCAGAAGGUUAGUCUGAAAGAACGAGUGUUCUCCAGCCCGAGAAGCUCAGGAACAAAGGGAAAAAGUUCACCCCAAAGCCAGCAGCCUCUGAGACGCUCUCCCAGUGCAGAUAAUAUUGAAGACAGUCCUUCUAAGGUGCCCAAGAGCCUGAGCUUUGGUGACCGUAGCCGUGCUAGACAAGCGUUUCGCUUCAAAGGGGCGGCUUCACGACAAAACUCAGAAGUGCUGAUUGAGAUGCAGGCAGAAGAUUUGAGGCAGAAGAGCUCUCCAGAAGCCAGCCUUCCUGGAGAAGACAUUGCUGAUGACAAUAAGAGCUGCCAUUGUGAGUUUGUUCCACAAGAUUUAACACCAGGAAUUAAAGUUACCAUCAGGGCGGUGUGCAUUAUGCGGUUUAUGGUGUCAAAGAGAAAGUUUAAGGAGAGUCUCCGACCUUAUGAUGUGAUGGAUGUUAUUGAGCAGUAUUCAGCUGGACAUCUAGACAUGUUGGCCAGGAUUAAAAAUCUGCAGUCCAGGAUAGAUAUGAUAUUGGGUCCUCCAGGUCCCACCACUCCCCGCCAUAAGAAGUAUUCAACCAAAGGAACCAAAGAGUCGCCCCAGUUCUCACCUAGGGUUGACCAGAUUGUUGGCAGAGGUGCUCCAAUCACAGACAAGGAUCGUCCUAAGAGCUCAACAGAAGCAGAAAUUGCAGAGGACCCAAGUAUGAUGGGAAGGCUUCUGAAAGUAGAGAAACAGGUCAUGUCAAUGGAAAGAAAACUUGAUUUCUUGGUGAAUGUCUACAUCCAGCGAAUGGGAAUCCCACAGUCUGAGACAGAUGCCUACUUUGGUUCUAAGGAGCCUGACCCAGCCCCGCCAUACCAUAGCCCAAUUGAGCAUAUGGAUAAGUAUGGCUCUAUUACCAAGAUCAUCCGUUCCAACAGCUCAACGGGUCAGAAAAAUCUUGAUGCACCUCCAUCUGCAUGUGCUAACCAGAACAACUGCCCUCCAUCCACCUCUUGGCAACCCCAUUCCCUUCCUGGACCGCCUCAGUGCUGCAGAGGCACCUCUCCAGUAGGUGACACCUCCUUGGUGCGAAUCCCACCCCCACCAACUCAUGAGCGCUCCUCCAGUGGCCAUAAUGGCUCCAACCGAGGCUCUCGUGGUAGUGCUGUGGAAGAGGUAAAGCCUGAAGCUGUGUCACAGCAGCAGGCAGGUGCUGACAGUGACACCUCCAUCUCAAUUCCUUCUGUGGAUCACGAGGAGCUUGAGCGCUCCUUCAGUGGCUUCAGUAUCUCCCAGUCUAAAGAGAACUUAGACUUCCUUAACAAUGCAUAUUUCACUGGCGUGACACGUUGCUCCAAAGCGAGGCCCUACAUCGCAGAAGGUGAGUCAGAUACAGACUCUGAACUUUGUGCCCCUUCACCUCAUUCUGCCACUGGAGAAGGAGCAUACAGUGACAGGGGCUGGUCUGGUCCCAAGUAAAUCUGAAAGUGAGCUUUCAAAGUCGGAUUUUCUGCUGGGGGUGGUAACCUCUGAAACCAAACACAGGCCACAUGUGGCAGGAAGCUGUAUUUGUUAAAACCACACCUACUUAUUACAUAUACAGCACAGAAAUCCAUGCCAGAAUCCUGGUAGUAAUGCCAACUGCCUAAAUGAUGGAGCUUUCUGGUACUUAAGAAUUUCCUAGACAGGUGGUACCUGUACUUGUGGCUGUGACCUCUAAAGGUGUCAUUCUUCUUCUGAGAGACAAGCAUCUGCUGCUCAGUCAUCGUGCAUCUUUCCUUAAACAAACUAAGCAAGAGAACGUCAAAGUAAAAGAUAAGUCAGCAAGACUUAAAAAAAUGGCAUAGUUUGUCUUCACCUUAAGUCACAAUGUUCUUCACCCUCAUCAGACCACCCUUUCUUGUCUUUUCACUCUGUCUUAUUACUUAUUAGUUUCUUGUUGUCCACAUAAGCCCAUGGAUGCACUUCAAAAUAUAAACGGCUUUAAAAUGG
Tachysurus fulvidraco (yellow catfish) is the source of this 3314-nucleotide messenger RNA. RefSeq names its product potassium voltage-gated channel subfamily KQT member 2 (gene kcnq2b). Gene Ontology annotation, cellular component: membrane. Gene Ontology annotation, biological process: transmembrane transport; potassium ion transport. The record is from RefSeq and is a predicted model, not a curated record. Lineage: Eukaryota; Metazoa; Chordata; Actinopteri; Siluriformes; Bagridae. Bases 138 to 2801 code for a protein of 887 amino acids. The transcript is spliced from 17 exons. Gene Ontology annotation, molecular function: voltage-gated potassium channel activity.